GCCCAAGGCACAUCCAUGCCAGCUCCAGACUCAGGGAAUGCCAGGAAGGUUUGGGAUGGAAGGGACCUCACAGCCCAUCCAGUGCUGCCCUCUGCCAUGCACAGGGGCACCUUCCAUAGCCCAGGUGGCUCCGUCCCACAGUGCCUUUGCCCCUUUGAGGGCAGCACUUUUCCUGUCGGGGAAGGGCUGCCCGGCGCUGCUGCCAGCGGGGAAACUGAGGCACAACUCCCGAACCGCCUCCGGGACGGGAUGACGACCGCCUCCGCUGGCCAGGAAAGAGGAGGAGGAGGAGGAGGGCAUCAGCCGGCCCGCCCGGGGCUGAGCCCAGCCCGGCCCCCGGGGCGGAGCCGGCGGAGCAGCGCCCGGCGGAGCGGGGAGCGGCGGAUCCCGGGGCAGCCCCGGGCCGGCUCCGGGAUGAGCUUCCCGCGGCCCCUGCGCCGCUCCGUGAGCCUCAGCCCGGCCCGCACCCUGCGCCUCGUCGUGCUGGGACAGAGCGCCGUGGGCAAGACAGAGCAGAGCUCUGCCUGCAGCACGUGGAGCGAAGAUGGAUCGGCGCUGGGGCCGUUCCGCAGCCGCACAAACAGGGCAGCACGUGGGCACGCGCCCGUGCGAUCCCGAGGUGCCCAGCCUGACUCCGUGGCAGCGCUGACCGUGCGAUUCAUCACCAGGAGAUUCAUUGGAGACUAUGACCCAACCUUAGAAAUGAUCUACAGGCACGUGGCUGUCAUCGAUGGGGAGAUGGUGCACUUCGAGAUCCUCGACACAGCCGGGCAGGAGGAGGACUCCCUGCAGAUCGAGGAGAAGAUCAAGUGGGGUGAUGGCUUUGCCGUGGUCUACUCGGUGACCGACCGCUGCAGCUUCGACGAGGUGAUGCGGCUCUGCUUCCUCAUCAACCACCUGCACGGCAGCCCCAAGCGCAGCGGCGCCGAGCAGCCCCCCGUGGUCAUCGUGGGCAACAAGAAGGACCUGCAGUUCGACAGGAUGGUGUCCACCGAGGACGGGGAGAACCUCUCCAAAGCCCUCAAGAUUCCCUUCUACGAGAUCUCCACCCGGGACAGCUACGAGGAGCCGGUGGCGGUGUUCAGCAGCCUCUACCAGGAGCUGCUCAGGCAGGGCCACUUCUCCCCGGGCUCCUUCAAGAGGAGGACAGUGUCCAAGCUCAUGGAGAAGAUUCCCAAAAUGCAAGCCAGCUCCACCCUGAACUCCGCGGGCCGGAGCCUCAGCUUUAACUCCUUCAGGGACUACAUUCCCGAGUGAGCGCCCGGCUCCAGCCCGGCAUGGGGGCGGCUGCCGGGGCUGUGCCGGCUCUCUGGAGGGGAAGGGCAGGAGAGGGGAGGUGGCACUGGCUACAGAAGCCUGUGGGUUCUUCUUACGGGGUCUUUGUGCCAGCAGGGAAGGUUUUCUUCAUCCAUCUGCCCCCUUUGUUCCCUCCUCCCCCUCUGGCAGAGCUGAGGUGGCCCUGGUGACUCCAGGGGUGUUGGGACAACCCUUGGAGGGAGGCUCAGCCGUGUUUUGGUGGGAUUCAGACCCAGCAUAGGCACAUCUGGGGGGACUUCCUCCCUCCUCUGAGCUGGCUGGGUGUGUCUGCACCCCAAAGCCAGCACCCACCAUGCUGGGUGACCCCGAGGGCCGUGCUGGCUCCCGGGCUGGCAGCAGCCAUUCCCUGGGGAUGGAGCCUGCUUCCUCAGCGUGGCUGGUGAGUAAAACCCCUGGAUCCUCAAACCCUUCCAGCCCAUCCAGGCUGUGCUCAGUGGCACAGACACAACGGAGCCAAUUCCAGAAGCUGUUUGCAGGUCCCCCUCUGUCUGCUCAUCUGCUGCCCCAUUCCCAGAGGGAAAGCUACUGUGGCCUGAGGAGUUGUUCUGCACAGGGAUGGGGCAGGAAAGGUGUGGGAAGGAGCUGGGCUCGUGUCUCAUGUUCCUUCCCUCCCUCUGGGUGUGGGGGCUGUGCUGGGACCCUGUGGUGUGACUCCCCUGUCCCCUCUGUUGUGACCGACUCCAUUGUCUGCUGCCGUGUCCUGUGACAAUAAAAGCCGAGUUCCCAACCA
Messenger RNA from Passer montanus (Eurasian tree sparrow), 2047 nucleotides. RefSeq names its product ras-related and estrogen-regulated growth inhibitor-like. The coding region runs from base 16 to 1257 and encodes 413 amino acids. Gene Ontology annotation, molecular function: GTPase activity; GTP binding. The record is from RefSeq and is a predicted model, not a curated record. NCBI's taxonomy places the organism in Eukaryota, Metazoa, Chordata, Aves, Passeriformes, Passeridae. The transcript is spliced from 6 exons.